ACAAUCCAUGAUACAACUGAACACUGACCACAACAUUAUCAAAUUCUCGAUCAAUCGGAAAGUCCUUAAAAUUGAUCCGAACGAACACGGAACAUCAACGAGAACAUCACCGCCGCUGAAAUCUCCCAUCUCUUCUUUUCAAAUUUAUUCCCAUCUCUUUACUCCGCUCGCUCGCUCGCUCUCCAAGCCAGGCAAAUUUCGCGGGUUUACAUUUUGAGCACACUGUCCUGGAUUUUGCUUCAAAUCCGCCCUCCGAUGCACUGAUAGGUUUUUGAGUUUCUCAAAUUCACUGCUUUAUUCCCUAUCUUACAACACCGUCGCUCCAAACAUUCUCUACGGCCCAUCCCCAAAACACAACUUUGAGUCCCAUUGCGUCGCAGCUAGGGUUUAACCAGCUCAAAGUGUCUGGCCCCCUCUAAACAAAACCCUAAUUUUCAAAUUCAACUGGGUGAUUCUCUCUGAGAAUGCUUUUAUUUAGAUGGGUUUUUGAUUUCUAGGAUUCAGAGUUCCCAGGCUGGUCAAUGGGUGCCCGAACGAGCAACCGUAAGCGCGAUGGCGAGUGCUUGGGCUUUAAUCACACCUAUGCAUCUCAGAAUUCUUUAGAUUUUCACAUUUCAAAGAGACCGAGAUUCUCAUCCAUUGACAAGACCCCGGACCGACCAAUUGUAUCCUCGAACAGCACCGUUGCGAGACUUUCACGGUACCCAGAAGCAACCCCUCGGCUGGGUAGAGAAGUCCACGCCCCUUGCAGAAUACUCAAGUACGGGUUUUCCUGGACUUGUUUGAGUCGGAACUCAGGGCGGAGGACUAGCGGGGUUUAUAAAAAGGAGCCUGUUGAUGAAAUGGGCAAUAUUUUGAGUGUCAAGUACGAUAAGGCAAAGAAUAGCGCACUGCGAACGCUUCGGUACCUGACAAAGGAGAAGGAGGUGAUCGAAGUAAGUACGGAUAAUGAGAAGGGUGGAGUGUCCGAAGAUUCAAGCAUUGAGGAAGUUGAGGUCGUGGAAGGUGGCUUAGAAGGGCGGUCCGUGGCGUCGGAACACGGGGAGGUUUUUAAUGGGGCCGUGGCCAAUGUGCAGGAAUUGGAUGCCAAGGUUUUGGAUCAUGAGCUCUUGCCAUCAUCGUCUUCGGCGGCUUCACACUUGACGAAUGGGAAUUCAAGAGUGAAUGAUGCCGAGAAAAUGUUGGAUUCUCUGAAGCUGAAUUCUGGGCGGGAUAUGAGUGUCUCUGCAUUUAAGAAGUUACUUGAGUUUACGGAAAGGCGUACUCCGAAAUUGAGAAACUUGAAUUUUGAGAUUGAGUUACAUGAGGAGCGUAGGUCUAUGUUUCAACAGUUGCGUCCGGCUAAGAAACCCGUGGAGGAUUUACCGCGGGAACCUUUCCUCCCUCUUACAGAGGAGGAAGAGGCUAUGGUUGAACGUGCAUUUAACUCCACUAGGCGGUUAGUCACUCAUGAGAACUCAAAUAUUGAGAUCACGGGAGAAAUUCUGCAGUGCCUUAGACCAGGGGCAUGGUUGAAUGAUGAGGUCAUAAACGUGUACCUUGAGUUGCUGAAAGAGAGAGAAAAUAGAGAGCCGCAAAAGUUUUUAAGAUGCCAUUUCUUCAACACAUUUUUCUACAAAAAGUUGAUAAGUGGGAGGAAUGGCUAUGAUUAUAAUUCUGUCAGAAGAUGGACGAGCCAAAGGAAAUUGGGAUAUGGCCUCAUUGAGUGUGACAAAAUAUUCGUCCCUAUCCAUAGAGAGAUACAUUGGUGCUUGGCAGUUAUAAAUAGGAAAGACGAGAAGUUUCAGUAUCUUGAUUCACUAAGAGGGAUGGAUACCCAAGUGCUGAAAGUACUGGCUAGAUAUUUUGUGGAUGAAGUGAAGGAUAAGAGUGGAAAAGAUGUCAAUAUAAGUUCCUGGAAACAAGAAUUUGUUGAAGACCUUCCUGAACAGGAGAAUGGGUUUGAUUGUGGCGUGUUUAUGAUCAAAUAUGCUGACUUUUAUAGCAGAGACAUUGGCCUCUGUUUCAGCCAGGAACACAUGCCCAAUUUUCGGAAGAGGACUGCAAAGGAGAUUCUCAGAUUAAGAGCUGACUAAUUGAAAAUGUCAGCCUGCCGCUUUAGAAAUAUGCUAUUGCACCCAUUUGAAAUUAGGAAUUUAGAAAACACUACACAUCAUUUUUUUUUUUAGUAGAAAAUACUUCCCAUCAUUGAGUGAAGAGUACGAAGUCUGGACCUGGGUGAUUGCCAUGCAAUGAAUAGGAGUAUCCUGGUGUGUGCUGACUUCCUAACAUCACUGGUGGCAUGAGUCUAAAGUGGUAGCUUGUAUAUACCAUACAAGAGAGCCAAUCUUCUGAAGUGUUACUUCGCAAGCGCUAGGAUGUGUUGGUAAUUUUCACACCCAACUUCCAUUAUCUUCUUCUCUUUUUUUUCUCCCUUUCCUUUUUGCCACCUUUCCUUUUUUUUUUUUUUUUUUCCCUGCUUGGUGAGCUGAGUUAUUUUUUGCCUAUUGUUAUCAGUCUUGGAGUCGAGAUCGAUUUAUCAACGUAAUCUUAAGUUUCUGGUCCCCUACCGAAUGCUUCA
This is a messenger RNA of Carya illinoinensis, 2560 nucleotides long. RefSeq names its product ubiquitin-like-specific protease ESD4. The transcript has 9 exons. Lineage: Eukaryota; Viridiplantae; Streptophyta; Magnoliopsida; Fagales; Juglandaceae. Bases 522 to 2075 code for a protein of 517 amino acids. The record is from RefSeq and is a predicted model, not a curated record. Gene Ontology annotation, biological process: protein desumoylation. Gene Ontology annotation, molecular function: deSUMOylase activity. Gene Ontology annotation, cellular component: nucleus.